Messenger RNA from Didymosphaeria variabile, 225 nucleotides. RefSeq lists its product as uncharacterized. The record is from RefSeq and is a predicted model, not a curated record. The coding region runs from base 1 to 225 and encodes 74 amino acids. The transcript has 2 exons. NCBI's taxonomy places the organism in Eukaryota, Fungi, Ascomycota, Dothideomycetes, Pleosporales, Didymosphaeriaceae.
AUGCAGUUCUCCAUCAUCAUCGCUGCCUUCGCCGCCGCCGCCUCGGCCCAGUACACCUACUCCAACGGCACCUCCGCCACCGGCACUGCUGCUCCCUCCGGAACUGCCUCUGCCUCCGGCUCUGCUGCCCCCUCCAGCACCGCUCCUUUCGAGGGUGCUGGCAUCGCUAACGGCCCUGCCAUGGCUGUCCUCCUCGGUGCUGGUGCCGCUGCUUUGAUGAUCUAA